AUGGUGACACAGGGCGAGGGGGGUUGUGCUCGCUGUCCAAGCACGGCGCAGGUGGAGGAGGUUCCACCAACCCCAAAAGAUGAGAGCGGCAAGACGCUACCAGCCGAUGACGCUCGAGUGCUGCAGCGUGUACCACCACCGCCGCCACCGGCCGCCUCCACUGACUCCGUUACUCGCAAGGAACCGAAUCGGGAGAGCGAGCAGCGCGGCGUCGACGAGGCGGAUCAAGCCCAACACGGGGCGACGGACAACGCGGAGCAGAAGGUUUCUGUGGCAGCGGCAAAGGAAGACGAGGAGGCGACUGAGGAGAAGGAGCCCAACCUGCUAGCUGGCAUGAUACGCAGCCAGCAGGAGGACCAGCAGCGCUAUCCCACCGCGCUUUCCAUUGAUGCCGACAAGGAUGCACCGGUGGAGAUGGGCAUGGGCAAGGACGGAUCACCGUCGGCCGCGGGAGCCGAGACGCACGCCAAGGAGGGCCCAAAGACCUCCUCGCCACCGCCACCGGAGAUGGUCAAUGACAUGAACCCCAACGCCUACGACGUCGACGAAGCCAACCCAGCGUCGGAGAUGCCCAUGGCCGCCACCGUUGCCCCAGAGCAAGUGGACAGCCCCACGUCUAGCUCAGGGGAGAAGAUUUUUCAGCAUUAUAAGUCGUCGGCUCUCAAUAAAACAGAGGCGCUGCAUGGCAUCUCACCGGAAGAAGUCGGUGGUUUCAUUAACCCGAUCACACCCGAGCAGCAGCCCCAGGGAGCACAGGAGAUGGAUCCCAAUGGCAUUCAAUCAUCGCCUCUGGCGUGCCCCAUCCAGGAGCUCUCACAGGUGGAACCCAUCAGCUGGAGUAAGGCGAGUCUGCUGGAAGGCUCACCGCUGCACUGGGAGACCUCGCAUGGGGCCGACGUGUCACCGCGCGUGUACCGCCCACUACGCCUGGGCACGGAUGUGCUGCGGCACAAGAGGUACGCGAACGCGUCUAACGCUGCUGACAAGAUCGGUACCGCCGCCGCACUCUCUGAGUUCGGCUCAGAAGAGACAGAAGUGGAUGACCAGGGCGUGGCGUGCGGCCUCGGGGACGUCGUGGAGAGGCCAAUUGCCUUCACCGCCACGAGCGAGGUCGAGCUCGAAUGCGAGGCGGUGGAGGCGAGCAACGAUGAAGAAGGCACGCUCUCCAUGGACAAGGACCGUGUGUAUACAAUGGACAACACAGAUGCGGAGGACAGGUCGCAGCCUAGGAGGACCGUGGAGUCGUCCGCCGCGCUGGGAGCACCGAUAGAAGCCGCCGACAAGCACACGGUCAGUUCAGAGCAGCACGCAGCCUUCGCAAUGCUGACCGCUGAGAAGUCCGCCUGGACCGGCGCUGAGGCUCCCCGUCGCAUGCCUCCACCGCCUCCAUACCACCACAGCGACGAGGCUCGGGACACACAGCCGCCCUCACGGUCUGCGCCGCCAAGCAUACUAUCCCCUCCGCCUGCAUGA
Leishmania mexicana MHOM/GT/2001/U1103 is the source of this 1473-nucleotide messenger RNA. RefSeq lists its product as hypothetical. The record is from RefSeq and is a predicted model, not a curated record. The transcript has a single exon. The coding region runs from base 1 to 1473 and encodes 490 amino acids. Lineage: Eukaryota; Euglenozoa; Kinetoplastea; Trypanosomatida; Trypanosomatidae.